CCUUGUCUUUGCCAUUGGACAGAAAGAAAGACCUUGUGUGGUUGAUGAGUAACAGUGAGAUCAAAGAAGGGAAGCGUCAGCCCGAAAGCCCAUUUAAAGAGACAUUAGAUAAUAGUCCUAACUAUGGCUAAGUUUCGUGGAGCAGUGGACUUCCUCAACCACUGAGAAAACAUAUCAUCUCCUCACUUCUCCUUUUGGUUCAAUACUUAAAAAGGAUUUCCUGUUGUUGCAUGCUCCGUGAGUUUGUGUAGGUGGCCAUGAUGCAGUGAAUGCAUUCAGGUUGUCAAUACCACACCUACGAACACAACCUAUGACACGGUACGGCUGCGGCUCCACUGAUUCAAAAUGAAAAUGGGAAGUGCCGUCUUCCUGUAGUUUCCGGUCGGGUGCAACUUUACGUUCACACACUUGCAUCGAAUGGCCCCACGCAGGCGCGGCUUGACGCCACUUUCGAAUCACGUAGUGGUGACUGCCAGUGGAAAAGAAAACUUCAUUACUCACUCACGCCAGUUUCUGCAGCUUUCCAGCUCUCUGCAAGUGGUUUUCCUGUGUCCUCAGGGAUAUGUAUAAAAAGGUAAGCGACACAACUGUCUGCAUUUCCAGCAAAUCUUUCGAAAAGCCUCUUUUGGUGAUCUGGUGCCUGCUGCUCACACUGAGAAUAUGAAGUUGGUUGUUUUUUGCCUUUUUGCAGUCUGCUGCAGCUCUUUGGCCAGCACGUCGGCCAAUCGCACCGGCAAACCAAUGUAUAAGAAAAAAAUAGAAGAAGUCCGGAGACAUUUGAAUAUUUGGAGAGGAAGACUGCAGGUAGGUUCAUCUACAUUUACUUUUUCACAACUUCGCCCAUGUAUGGUCGCAGUUCUCAUUAUUAAGUACAAUGUUCUUUGUUUUGUCUCGCAGCACAAUGAGCAGAUGGAGCUGAGUACUCCACCAAGGAAUAUUGAGGACUGCUGCUGUCUGUCAGCAUGGCAAUGCUUCCGGGCAAAUCUGAAUGUGCAAUUCAACGUUACAGAAAUCCGUAACAAACAACUCUACAGGGGCCUCCACAGUCACAUCACUGAGAAAGGACUUUGCAAUUCUUCUGAUUCAGGAAAUGCUCAGUCCACCUGCCAAGACUGCGCCUCGCAACCAAAGGAAAAUGCCAGGGAAUUCUUCGACAGACUGGAGAAUCUUAUGCUAAAGGCCAUAACCAGACUGAGCAUGGACUGAGAAGCCUUGUGACCAAGGAUUGAAUGUAGAGAAGACACUACGCUGAAAAUAUAUUUAACAUGUUAUAGCCUUCUAAAUAUUUAACUUAUUAAUUUAUUGACAUAGUGGUGGUGAACCCACUCAAGCUAUGAUGAAGAUUGUAUUCUCAGGAAAACUGCUUUGCUGCCCCCAAGCGGACUUUGUAGUUGUUUAUUUUUUCACAUUCUCUUUUUCACUGAAAGUGAAAGUUAAUUUAUAUGUUGUAAUUCUCAAAGAAUAUAAAGUAUAUGAUGACAUAUCUACUAUUUAUGACUUACCUUAGUACAGGAUUUUCUUUUUUAUUGAAAUAAUUGUACCAUUUGAAAAUAUUAAAUUGAUAACAACA
Sebastes umbrosus (honeycomb rockfish) is the source of this 1570-nucleotide messenger RNA. It is a transcript of the gene il21, whose product is annotated as interleukin 21. The coding region runs from base 661 to 1206 and encodes 181 amino acids. The record is from RefSeq and is a predicted model, not a curated record. The transcript is spliced from 5 exons. Lineage: Eukaryota; Metazoa; Chordata; Actinopteri; Perciformes; Sebastidae.